This is a messenger RNA of Sturnus vulgaris (Common starling), 3894 nucleotides long. It is a transcript of the gene NFKB1, whose product is annotated as nuclear factor kappa B subunit 1. The record is from RefSeq and is a predicted model, not a curated record. Gene Ontology annotation, biological process: signal transduction; regulation of DNA-templated transcription. Gene Ontology annotation, molecular function: protein binding; RNA polymerase II cis-regulatory region sequence-specific DNA binding; DNA-binding transcription factor activity, RNA polymerase II-specific. Gene Ontology annotation, cellular component: NF-kappaB p50/p65 complex; cytoplasm. Lineage: Eukaryota; Metazoa; Chordata; Aves; Passeriformes; Sturnidae.
UAUUUUCAGGUACUCCCUUGGAGAGCCUUAUUUAGUGAGCUCAGCAUAGGUGAAAUUGUUGGUUUUUUACUAACUUCUGCAUGAACAGAAGUAACACUACUACUGAUAUCUUCUGAUUGACCUAAAACGUUCCUCAGAAAAUUCACAGGUUCUGCUACUGGCCCACUACUGGUCCCAGUAAAACUAAUCCAAGCUAAACUUUUCCAGUGUCCAGCAUUUACAUGUAGACCUGUGAGAAAGAGUGGUGAUGGAUGCUGUGCAUCCAUAAUUGUCAUUGUCAGCACAGAGUCGUUGUGUGUGAUAAGUACUUGUGUACCCCUGGAAAUAAAGGUGUCCAAAAUUAGUCAAUAAUUGAUUCCUGGUUUUAUUAUUAUUUUUUUUAAUACUGUCUGUUCUUUCUUGGGCAUCUUUAUAUGCACUUAGUAAUACUUCAUAAGAAAGCUGUUAGGGUUCAUUCACGAAUGCUCAUAAUGUUCUUUUUAUUGUAUAAAAGUGAAGAGUUCUGGUAUUUCUGUGCUAAUGAUUUUGCAUUAAUUCAAUAGUCACAAUAGUCAGAGACAGAAACAAUUCCUUGUUUUAAGAAAUUUUGACUUCUGGGUUUUGACUGUAAUUUUUAAUUUCUUGGCAAUAGGCAAUGGGAAAUCCUAGCUGUAGCCUAUCUUGUCCUUACAUUGUCCUUUCCAAAUACUGAGGAAUUUUAGAAAUAUUUUAGAAAUCAUUAAUGUUAUGAGUAAAAUAAAAAGUGUUAGAGAUUGGACUUUUAACUUUGAAUGUUUUCCAGGCUUCUCUAUUGUUCUACAUUUGAAAAAAAAUGGAAGUUCUAAUUAUGUUUUUGUGUUUCAGGUCUUAAAAUGGCAGCAGAAGAUUCCUAUAUCAUGGGAGUAUCUGAUCCCCAGAUGUUUGCAGUGGAUCAGUUCAUGGGAAUGAAUGCUUUAUUUAACAGUACAAAUUACAUCACUUCAGACUUGCCACUACGAACAGAUGGACCAUAUCUUCAGAUCAUAGAACAGCCAAAACAGAGGGGAUUUCGUUUCCGAUAUGUAUGUGAAGGGCCUUCACACGGUGGACUUCCUGGUGCUUCUAGUGAAAAGAACAAGAAAUCGUACCCUCAGGUCAAAAUCUGCAAUUAUGUUGGACCUGCAAAAGUAAUUGUCCAGUUAGUAACUAAUGGGAAAUACGUCCACUUACAUGCUCACAGCUUGGUGGGUAAAUUCUGCGAAGACGGAGUGUGCACGGUUACUGCAGGACCCAAGGACAUGGUUGUGGGGUUUGCAAAUCUUGGAAUACUUCAUGUCACAAAGAAGAAGGUGUUUGAAACUCUGGAAGCACGCAUGAUAGAUGCUUGCAAGAAGGGAUACAACCCAGGACUCCUGGUGCAUCCAGAACUCAGCUAUCUACAGGCAGAAGGAUGCGGAGACAGGCAGCUAACUGAACGGGAGAGAGAAAUCAUCCGCCAGGCAGCCAUCCAGCAGACCAAGGAGAUGGAUCUCAGCGUGGUGCGGCUCAUGUUCACAGCCUUUCUUCCCGACAGCAACGGCAGCUUCACACGGAAACUUGACCCCAUUAUAUCAGAUGCAAUAUAUGACAGCAAAGCUCCCAAUGCCUCCAACCUAAAAAUUGUAAGAAUGGACAGAACAGCAGGGUGUGUGACAGGAGGGGAAGAGAUUUACCUGCUCUGCGACAAGGUUCAGAAAGAUGAUAUUCAAAUACGUUUCUAUGAAGAGGAUGAGAAUGGUGGUAUGUGGGAAGGCUUUGGAGAUUUUUCUCCUACAGAUGUACAUAGACAGUUUGCUAUUGUGUUCAAAACACCUAAAUACCGAGAUGUCAAUAUCACAAAGCCAGCAUCUGUAUUUGUACAACUGCGUAGGAAAUCUGAUCUAGAAACGAGCGAACCAAAGCCUUUUCUCUACUAUCCGGAAAUCAAAGAUAAAGAAGAGGUGCAAAGGAAACGACAGAAGCUCAUGCCGAAUUUCUCCGAUGGCUAUGGUGGAGGCAGUGGCACUGGAGGUGGUGGCAUGUAUGGAGGGGCAGGUGGCAGUGCUGGCUCUGGGUUCAGUUUUCCUUCAUAUGGAUACUCUGCUUUUGGAGGGAUGCAUUUCCAUCCUGGCACAACAAAGUCCAAUGCUGGCAUGAAACAUGAAGGUUUAUCAAAUUGCACAGCUGAACAAGACAGAAAGAGUUGUGAUAAACAAAGUGACAAAUGGGACAUGAAAUGUGAUGUGAAGGAGGAAACUGUGGAGAGGACUGAGUGCAGGACGUCCUGUUCUGCUGUUAAUGAGAAAAAGGAGGAUUCCGUUUUUUCCUGUAAGACUGAAGUAAGCGAAGCAGAUUGCAGGUGGCAGGAUGCUCUGUUCCUGGAGAAGGCCAUGCAGCUUGCCAGGCGCCACUGCAACGCUCUCUUUGAUUAUGCUGUAACCGGAGAUGUGAAGAUGCUGCUGGCAGCUCAGCGCCAUCUCACCGCUGUCCAGGAUGAUAAUGGGGACAAUGUCCUUCAUUUAGCAAUUAUCCACCUUCAUACUGAGCUGGUGAAAAACCUCUUGGAUGUGAUGCCCGAUUUGAAUUACAAUGACAUCAUUAACAUGAGAAAUGACCUCUAUCAGACCCCCCUGCACCUGGCAGUAAUCACAAAGCAGGCAAAGGUGGUGGAAGACUUGCUGAAGGCUGGAGCAGAUGUCAGCCUUCUGGAUCGCCAUGGCAAUUCUGUCUUACAUUUAGCUGCUACUGAAGGAGAUGACAAGAUUUUGAGUCUACUCCUCAGGCAUGAGAAGGUAUCUCCGAUGGUCAACCUCCCCAAUGGUGAAGGUCUCAGUGCAAUUCACAUGGUGGUGAUGGCAAAUAGCAUGUCCUGCCUCAAACAUCUGAUUGCUGCUGGAGUUAACAUCAAUGCUCAGGAACAAAAAUCUGGACGAACUGCACUGCAUUUGGCUGUUGAACAAGAGAACAUCCCCUUGGCAGGCUGCCUUUUGCUUGAAGGUGAUGCAGAUGUGGACAGCACUACAUAUGAUGGGACAACUCCACUUCACAUAGCAGCUGGAAGGGGCUCAACAAAAUUGGCAGCAGUUCUCAAAGCAGCAGGUGCAAAUCCUCACAUUGAGAACUUUGAACCAUUGUUUGAUCUGGAUGAUGUGAAAGAUGGUGAAGAUGAUGAUGAAGGGAUUGUGCCUGGAACAACACCACUGGAUAUGGCGGCCAACUCUGAGGUGUAUGACAUACUAAAUGGCAAACCCUAUGAGUCAGCAGAGGUUUUGGAGGACUUACUCACACAAGGACAUUUGAGAGAGCUGAAUGAGAAUUCCAAGAUGCAGCUUUACAAAUUAUUGGAAUUGCCUGAUCCAACCAAAAACUGGAGCUCCCUAGCACAAAAACUGGGUCUUGGCAUACUUAAUAAUGCCUUCAGGUUGAGCCCUUCCCCAUCGAAGACUCUGCUGGAUAACUAUGAGGUUUCUGGAGGUACAGUUCAGGAGCUGAUCACAGCUUUGAGACAGAUGGAUCACACAGAAGCCAUAGAAAUAAUUCAGGAAGCACUAUCCAUCUCACGCAGACCGUCUCCACUGGAGGACAGUACAGCAAAAGCUCUUCCAUCAUCAUCACCACUCACCUUUGCAAAUGAAGAGACAGGUGAGCUCUAUAAUAGCAGAUUCCAAGACACUGAAAGUACAUGUGACAGUGGUGUGGAGACCUCCUUUCGCAAGCUGAGCUUCACUUACUCAGACUCUCUGAACAGCAAGUCCUCACUAACACUUGGCAAAAUGGCCCUGGGCUAUGGACAUGAAAGUUCAGGGCAAAGCAAUUACAUAGCUGACUAGUGAUCUUCAACUAGCAAUAUGCAGUUACAGGAACAAAUGGGACAUUUCAAAUGACAUCAGUGUCAUCCUGCCCAGAGGGAAGGGAACU